GCGGUCUGAGCGACUCCUUCACCGGGCUGCGCUGUUCCAUCGACAACGACCACAUUGUCUGGCCGAGACAGCAUUCUUACGACCUCUCGACGUUUCUCCGAUUGCCUCAAACGAAAACACUCUCUUAAACGACAAUCUCCUUUGUGCAUGAGCGGAUCCUAUUAAGCCGUCGGUAGGCUCUCUACGGAGCGUACGCUCAACACUUCCUGCGGCCUGGAACUGAAGAAACUGGUCUCCCACCGGUUGCUUCGUUCCUCUGCGACAGCACCUCUCCAUCAUGCCGUCCUUCUACCCGCGACACAACAUGCCCCGGCAGCUGCCUCUCACGCCGCCCGAGUUCGUGCCAAACUAUCACUCGGGAUGCGGAGGCAUGCCCUACCAGCAGCCCGCCUAUUCCGGCCAGCCGGGCAUUCGACAACAGGAUGAUGGCUACGACUUCGCAGACCGCUACGGCCAGCUCUCCAUUGCGAUGCCGCCUAUGUAUCCGCAAGCGGGUACCUAUCUGAGCAACACAGCGCCGAGCCUUCCGCCGCCGAGCUCCUUCUACGAGCCUGUCGGUGCGCCCAUUCUUCCGCCCAUGCGUAUGCAGAGCGGUCACUCGAUGGCAGAGGCCAGCCUACAACAGCAGCGCGCACAAGAGCUCAAUCAGCGUGCGACACAGCAGGCCAAAGACGAGAAGCCCGUUGGCGGCGUGUCCGCCAAGUUGGACUACGACAUGGACGUCAUGACCGACUUCGUUUGCGAGAUGGCGCUGCAACUCAUCACCCCCGGUCGGAUGAUGCCUCCGUCGUUCCGGAAAUGGGUUCACCAAGUGCUGUGCGCGACAAGACUGCCAUCGGCGACCAUCCUGCUGAGCAUGUUCUACCUCUCGACCCGCAUGCCGAUGCUGGCUGGAGUAUCCAAGAUCGACAGCCACCUAUUCCGCCUCCUCACCAUCGCGCUGGUGCUGGGUAGCAAAUUUUUGGAUGACAACACCUUCAUCAACCGAUCCUGGUCAGAGGUUAGCGGGAUCCCCGUCGCAGACCUAAACCAGUUGGAGAUGGAGUGGCUUGUGGCUAUCGAGUUCAAGCUCCACCGCGAUCCGACUGAACAGCAAGGCUGGAUCUCUUGGUCCGACCACUGGAAGGACUACCAGAGCCAUGCCACUGCGCGUGCGAACCGGUCCAGCAAGCUGAGCCCUAUCGAUACUUCGGUACAGCGACAACGUUCUAUUAACCAGAACAAGCCUCUCCCGCCAUUGCCGAUGCAACAGAGCUUCAAUUCGCCACCAUACGAGUUCACCCCGAAGUCAGCGCAGACAUCGUACAGCGCCGCGCCCAGCUUCUCCCAGUACGACCCAUGGCGAUCAGCGAAUGACCACUCGCCUGCGUCUGCUCCGACCACAGGACCCACUACUCCAGAAUACUAUGGUCCCACGGGAACUUGGGCUCCGGAGGGCUACUCACGUCGCACCAUGUUCGGCUUCCCAUCCCUGUCUCAGCCCACUCCUCCCCCAACUCAGCAGCAACACCAUCCAUCCAAUUACGGCCCGCCAGCCUACUCUGCACCGUACCAGCCUCCAGUCUGGAACAACCACGGCUUUAACUGUGGUUGCACCUACUGUGCUCAGAGGCACCCGCCGUACUUCAUGGCCCCUGGCUUCGGCCCUCAGGCCGUUGCGGUCUAGGGUUUUGCUAGCCCCAUGCUGCCGGCGCUUGGUCGGCUCAAUGUCUGUUGAAUACUCUGCAGACGCCCUAGCCUGUACCACUGGUUAAGUGAGUGGCUUGAUUAUGGGCCUACCCGUGGUCCUACAGCCAUCAGCACUGCGAUACCAGAGCGCGUCGACGAUUUCGUCCCCCUUCACCUUACAUAUUCGACACCCGGUUCCAUCUCAGCGAUUCACCUUUCCAAAAGUUAUUGUUUCUUCCUCCGGUCUCCUGGCUUGCUGCAUUCCAUUCAUGCGUAGACCUGCAUCGGUCGCUGGAUGGGCCUAUCUAUCGAUCAUUCCUUGCUCGGACGUAAGCUUUCAACGACUUUCAACGAGCCGAUCUGGAUCGUCCACUCUGUCGAGGCGCACCUCCGUUCUCUUUCUUCCUGUCGCUAUCUGUGACGCAUAUCGGCGCCACUC
Molecule: messenger RNA, 2107 nt
Organism: Trematosphaeria pertusa
Lineage: Eukaryota; Fungi; Ascomycota; Dothideomycetes; Pleosporales; Trematosphaeriaceae
Exons: 2
Coding region: 278-1666 (462 amino acids)
Biological process (GO): regulation of cyclin-dependent protein serine/threonine kinase activity
Cellular component (GO): cyclin-dependent protein kinase holoenzyme complex; nucleus
Molecular function (GO): cyclin-dependent protein serine/threonine kinase regulator activity; protein kinase binding
Source: RefSeq, a predicted model, not a curated record